Molecule: messenger RNA, 1626 nt
Organism: Phyllotreta striolata
Lineage: Eukaryota; Metazoa; Arthropoda; Insecta; Coleoptera; Chrysomelidae
Source: the annotation of a GenBank genome assembly
AUGUCGACGAGACCGGAAAACCCGACGCUCGGCUACAACUAUCACCUGCCAUCCGGAGGAUGGUCGGCCAAGGUUCGAAACGUUCUCUCCCAAUGCUCGGACGUUUUCGGCGAAUUCGACAAGUACAUAGCGCCCGCCUAUCAUCACGAUCGCUGCGAAAGGUCGGUUCAGAUGAGACUGUACACGAUGCACAAAAGAGAGUUCGUGAUGGUUUUCAUCACGUUUUUCACUUGCUUCGGAUUGGGCAUAUUCGUCGGAUUGGCAGGGCCGCCUAUAACGUUGACAACGCGCGUGGAUGGUAUUUCCUUACUGCCUAAAGGUAAUGGCAGUAUCACGGGUGGUAGCAGGAAUGUUGCAACUGGUCCGUUUGUGAUGAAAACGCCCAAAUUGUCCACCUACUCGCAGCAAUUGUGGGUGAUAGCCAAGCUGUCGACGGAAAACACGGACGGCGAAAUAAUCGAUAAAAUAUUCGAGGUGUCGGUGGGCAUAUCCGGAUUGAGCGAGGAACACAAGCCGGUGAGGAUCCUGACAGCGAACAGCAACAACAGGACGAGGCACUUGAAAUGCGACCGGCAAAGCUGCGAGGAAUUCAUCGUGCUGCAUUUGGGCUAUUUGGACUACGCCCAUUACAUAAUCACCGUGAAUUUCUUCGGAUUGGAGGCCUUCCAUUCGCAUUACAACAUCAAAGAGCUCGAUUUCUACUUCAAGACUUACAAUCCGGGAUUCACCCAAAUCGAAAUAUGGUUCAGGUUCUUCUUUUUGGCCUUUACCUUCGUUGUAACGUGUUGGUACCAGCACACUUUGCGGAAGUACGCCAUGUACGAUUGGUCCAUCGAGCAGAAAUGGAUGUCCAUUUUGUUGCCCAUGCUGAUGGCCUACGACAAUCCGGUGUUUCCCAUGUCGUUUCUGCUCAAUUCCUGGCUGCCCGGCAUGAUCGACGCCAUAGCUCAGGCCAGUUUCCUAUGCGCCCUGCUGUUGUUUUGGCUCUGCAUCUACCACGGUCUCAGACAGAACGAGCGACAUCUGUUGACGUUUUAUAUGCCGAAGGUGUUUAUAAUAGCGAUGCUGUGGUUCCCCGCCAUAAUUCUAUCCACGUGGGAACGAAUCAACGAAUUAAAAGAUCCCACGUACAAUCACACCGUCGAUACUUCGAAUUUUUACGUCGUUAAAGCUUUUUUCUACAUAUUCGGCAUCGUCUACUUGAUAUAUCUCACUAUUUUGAUAUUGAAAGCCUACACAGAACUCCGAUCUAUGCCUUACUUCGGUCUUCGAUUGAAGUUCCUGACAUUGUUGAUGUUGGUGGUGCUGAUGGUGAGUUGUGCGGUGACGGUGCUGAGGUUCGGCGUCGGCGUGUUAGAGGAUAAUUUCGUCGCCGAAUUGUCGACGCACUACAGCAAUUCGUCGGAGUUUAUGUCGUUUUACGGUCUGUUGAAUUUCUAUCUCUACGCCAUGGCCUACGUGUAUUCGCCGGGCAGCAGGAACCUCAACGAUAUGGGAUUGACGAAGGAUAAUCCGGCUUUUUCGAUGAUCAACGACUCGGACGAGGACGUCAUCUACGGAUCGGACGAAGAGAGCCGAAGGCCGUUGAACCGGUCCAGGAACGAGGACAUGGACGACAGCGAUUGA